This is a messenger RNA of Callorhinus ursinus (northern fur seal), 2038 nucleotides long. NCBI's taxonomy places the organism in Eukaryota, Metazoa, Chordata, Mammalia, Carnivora, Otariidae. The record is from RefSeq and is a predicted model, not a curated record.
CACGAUGCUCUCAUCCAGCGACUUUGCAUCUGCUUCUUGGGAGCUCGUCAUCAGAGUUGACCAUCCAAACGAGGAGGAGCAGAAAGAUGUCACACUGAGAGUGUCCGGAGACCUGCAUGUUGGGGGGUUGAUGCUCAAGUUAGUAGAACAGAUCAACAUAUCCCAAGACUGGUCAGACUUUGCCCUCUGGUGGGAACAGAAACAUUGCUGGCUUCUGAAAACGCACUGGACUCUGGACAAAUGUGGGGUCCAGGCAGAUGCAAAGCUUCUCUUCACCCCGCAGCACAAAAUGCUUCGCCUCCGUCUGCCAAACGUGAAGACAGUGAGGUUGCGAGUCAGCUUCUCAGCUGUGGUUUUUAAAGCUGUCAGUGAUAUCUGCAAAAUCCUGAAUAUCAGACGAUCAGAAGAACUUUCCUUGUUAAAGCCUUCUGGUGACUAUUUUAAAAAGAAGAAAAAAAAAGACAAAAGUAACAAGGAGCCCAUAAUUGAAGAUAUUUUAAACCUGGAGGGUUCUCCGACGACUCCAGGUCCACCAGUAAGUCCUGGCUUAUACAGUAAAACCAUGACUCCCACAUAUGACCCCAUCAAUGGAACGCCGGCAUCCUCCACCAUGACUUGGUUCAGCGACAGCCCUUUGACAGAACAAAACUGCAGCAUCCUCGCAUUCAGCCAACCCCCCCAGUCACCAGAAGCGCUGGCUGAUAUGUACCAGCCUCGGUCUCUGGUUGACAAAGCCAAGCUUAAUGCAGGUUGGCUGGACUCCUCACGUUCCCUUAUGGAACAAGGCAUCCAGGAGGAUGAGCAGCUACUGUUACGAUUUAAAUACUACACGUUCUUUGACUUGAAUCCCAAAUACGAUGCUGUCCGAAUCAACCAGCUCUAUGAACAAGCCAGGUGGGCCAUUCUCUUGGAAGAAAUUGAUUGCACAGAAGAAGAAAUGUUGAUCUUUGCAGCACUGCAGUAUCACAUUAGCAAACUGUCGCUGUCAGCUGAAACACAGGAUUUUACAAAUGAGUCUGAGGUGGACGAAGUAGAAGCUGCACUCUCUAAUUUGGAAGUGACCCUAGAAGGUGGAAAAGCAGACAGCGCUUUGGAGGACAUUACUGAUAUCCCUAAACUUGCAGAUAAUCUCAAAUUAUUUAGGCCCAAGAAGCUAAUAUUAAAGGCUUUCAAACAGUAUUGGUUCAUCUUUAAAGACACAUCUAUAGCCUACUUUAAAAAUAAGGAACUUGAGCAAGGAGAACCAGUAGAAAAACUAAAUCUUAGAGGCUGUGAGGUUGUGCCAGAUGUCAACGUAGCAGGGAGAAAAUUUGGAAUCAAGUUACUAAUCCCUGUUGCUGAUGGUAUGAAUGAAGUGUAUCUGAGAUGUGACCAUGAGAAUCAGUAUGCCCAAUGGAUGGCUGCCUGCAUCCUGGCAUCGAAGGGCAAAACCAUGGCAGACAGCUCCUAUCAGCCAGAGGUCCUCAACAUCCUUUCAUUUCUGAGGAUGAAAAACCGGAACUCAGCUUCUCAGGUGGCUUCCAGUCUUGAAACCAUGGACAUGAACCCUGAAUGUUUUGUGUCACCUCGGUGUGCAAAAAAACACAAGUCAAAGCAGCUGGCAGCCCGGAUUCUAGAAGCCCACCAGAAUGUGGCCCAGAUGCCGCUGGUCGAAGCCAAGCUGCGGUUCAUCCAGGCCUGGCAAUCUCUACCUGAAUUUGGCCUCACCUACUACCUUGUCAGAUUUAAAGGAAGCAAGAAAGAUGAUAUUCUGGGAGUUUCAUAUAAUAGGUUGAUUAGAAUCGAUGCAGCCACUGGGAUUCCAAUUACAACAUGGAGAUUCACAAAUAUGAAACAGUGGAACGUCAACUGGGAAAUCCGACAGGUGGCAAUCGAAUUUGACCAGAACGUCUCCAUCGCGUUCACCUGCCUGAGUGCGGAUUGCAAGAUCGUGCAUGAAUACAUCGGGGGCUACAUUUUCUUGUCCACUCGGUCUAAGGACCAGAAUGAGACCCUUGACGAGGACCUGUUCCACAAGCUGACUGGUGGUCAGGAAUGA